Messenger RNA from Lactuca sativa (garden lettuce), 489 nucleotides. Its product is annotated as pathogenesis-related protein 1B. Gene Ontology annotation, cellular component: extracellular region. NCBI's taxonomy places the organism in Eukaryota, Viridiplantae, Streptophyta, Magnoliopsida, Asterales, Asteraceae. The record is from RefSeq and is a predicted model, not a curated record.
AUGGGGUCAUUCAAACUCUCAUUUACACUGCUUUGUUUCUUAAUUCUAGGAACUGUUCACACCAACCAUUCCCAAAACUCUCAACAGGAUUACUUGGAUGCUCACAAUACAGCUCGUGCUCAAGUGAGUGUGGGGAACAUGGUAUGGAAUGCGACUGUUGCUACCUAUGCUCAAAACUACGCUAACCAGAGAAUAGGGGAUUGCAAUCUUAUACAUUCUCAAGGACCUUAUGGUGAGAAUCUCGCUGAAGGUACUGGUGACUUCACAGGUACUACGGCAGUGAAUUUAUGGGUAGCUGAGAAGACCAAUUAUGAUCAUUCCACUAAUACAUGUGCUAGUGGUCAGGUUUGUGGACACUAUACUCAAGUUGUGUGGCGUAAUUCUGAUCAACUUGGAUGUGCUAGGGUUCAGUGCACCAAUAAUGGUGGGUGGUUCGUUAUUUGUAGCUAUUAUCCUCCUGGAAACAUCCUUGGCCAAUCUCCUUUUUAG